AUGGCAGGGUUUAUUUUGAUCGGAGGCGGCACGGCAGGACUCGCCAUAGCGGCGCGUCUAGCCCCCAACUUCUCCGUCGCCGUGGUCGAGGCCGGCGGAGUUUAUGAGACGGACAACGGCAACCAGAGCGUAGUGCCCUAUUACGCGCUGACUAUGCCGCUACUGUCUUCAGACGCGGCGACGUAUUUACGCCAGCCUCUGGUGGAUUGGAGCUUGGUCUCCGUCCCGCAACCGGGAGCCGGCGGGCGCAAGAUUCACUACGCUCGAGGCAAAACGCUCGGCGGCAGCUCUGCGCUCAAUACGCUGGCGUAUCUGCGCGGGUCUAAGGGAACCUACGACUGGUGGGCUGAAUUGGUCGGCGAUGAGAGCUAUCGCUGGGAUAAUGUGCUGCCGUUCUUUCGGAAGAGCUGUCAGUUUACGCCGCCCGAUCUGGAGAAGCGGAACGCGGCCAACGCGACGCCGUACUGGGACCCGGAUACGUGCGGUGUUGGUGGUGGACCUCUGCAGGUGUCUUUUGCUAAUUGGGUCGACCCGACUAUAGCGUGGCUCGCAAAAGCACUGCAGGGCAUUGGAAUGCCGCUGGGCCCAACAGGCCUGAACGCUGGUUUACUAAACGGUCUGGGUGAUUUCGUUUCGUCAACUAUUGACCCGCGCCAUGCGACUCGUUGUUCGUCGGCUGCGAGUUACCUGCUUGAGGCCAUCGAGGAGACUGAGUUAAUGGUGUAUCCGCAUACACAAGCGACCAAGAUACUGUUCCAAGAUGGGAAGGCCAUGGGCGUGGUAGUCGACACGCAAGGGCUUGAAUACACAUUGAAUGCAACCAAAGAGGUUAUUCUGUCGGCCGGCAGCAUCCACUCUCCCCAGCUUUUGAUGAUCUCGGGUAUUGGCCCCAUGAGCACCCUUCAGUCUCUCGGCAUCCCCGUAAUCAAGGAUCUUCCGGGUGUCGGACAGAAUCUCUGGGAACAACUCGCCCUCAACGUACAACAGGGGGUUAAUACCUCAGCCAGCACCACCUUUGUCAGCUCCCCCGAUCCAGCCGUACGACAAGACAUCCUACGCCAAUACCUCGACGACCAGGCCGGGCCUUUCAGUGCAGCAGGCGGUUAUUCCUCCUUCGAGAAGAUCCCCACCUCUCUACGCUCCAACUUUUCCCAGUCCACGAUAGACAAGCUCGCAGAUUUCCCCCCAGACUGGCCCGAAAUACAAUACGUCCCGUUCGGUAUCCCGUCCGGCUUAGUAGAUCCCCCAACCAUCGGCGCCUUUACUGCAACACUGUUGGCGCCGCUGUCCCGCGGCAACGUCACCAUCACCUCCCCCAGCGUCAAGGAACCCCCCGUCAUCGACCUGGGCUGGCUCUCGGACCCGGGCGAUGGUGAGGUCGCCGUGGCGGCACUUAAGCGCUGUCGCGAGGCCUGGGCUGAUCCGUCGACUGCCUCUAUCCAGGUCGGGCCCGAGAUCGCACCUGGUGUGCAUGCCGCGACGGAUGAGCAGCUUCUGGACUAUGUUCGGCAGACGGCCACGACGGUUUGGCAUGCGAGUGGCACGUGCAAGAUGGGGCAUAGCGACGGUAGCGAUGCCAUGGCCGUGGUGGAUUCGCAGGCGAGGGUGUUUGGCGUACAGGGUCUGCGUGUAGUAGAUGCGAGUGUGAUCCCGUUUGCCGUGCCGGCGAAUCCGCAGGGCACGGUGUAUAUGUUGGCUGAGAAGAUUGCGGACGCGAUACUUGGGGCGUGA
Molecule: messenger RNA, 1731 nt
Organism: Neoarthrinium moseri
Lineage: Eukaryota; Fungi; Ascomycota; Sordariomycetes; Amphisphaeriales; Apiosporaceae
Exons: 3
Coding region: 1-1731 (576 amino acids)
Biological process (GO): secondary metabolite biosynthetic process
Molecular function (GO): flavin adenine dinucleotide binding; oxidoreductase activity, acting on CH-OH group of donors
Source: RefSeq, a predicted model, not a curated record